AUGAAGAAACUGAUGCGGAGACUGUCACGAGUUAGGGUGACUCACUUGACCCAAUACUCAAUGCUCCGAUCUGAGCCGCCUGAUGCGGUGGAACUCAACAAGCAAAGAUCGGACGUACCACAUGGGCAUUUCCCGGUUUACGUUGGGAUUGAUCAGGCUUCGACGCAGAGGUUCAUCGUCAGUUCUGAGUUGCUGCGGCACCCGAUCUUCAUGGAGUUGCUAAACAGAUCAGCCCAAGAAUAUGGGUACGAGCAAAGUGGAGUGUUGAGGAUCCCCAUUAACGUUGAUGUCUUUGAACGUGUUCUUGAAUCUCUCAGGCAAGGGCAAGAACCUUCAAGUCUUGAUGAACUGAUCUAG
Durio zibethinus is the source of this 357-nucleotide messenger RNA. Lineage: Eukaryota; Viridiplantae; Streptophyta; Magnoliopsida; Malvales; Malvaceae. The record is from RefSeq and is a predicted model, not a curated record.